AUGCGCCUCCUCUGGCUCCUCAGUCUGCGCCUCGCCGCGACGCGCGCGGACACCUGCGCGGCGCCGACCGCACGGAUCCCGGCUGAAAACGCCUGCAACGCGACGUCUUUACAACUGGACUGCUCCGAGAAGUACCUGUCGAUGAUACAGUGCGGAGGAAUCACGUACCUCUUCAGCCGCAAGGAACUCAUUAUACCGGUCAACGGCGAGCUCGUGCGGAAGCACGAGCAGCGCGCCCGCGUGUCAAUCGGAGCCGGCUGGACGCCGUCCAUGCCCACGUCCCGGGCCAAAGUUUUCGGCGUGAGCGAGAACACGGCCUACGCUUGUGUUGAUGAUGUGUUAGUGGCGUACGGCGGCAUCGGCGAGCCGCGCGUCCGAAAAGUGUGGCCCCAUGCUAUGAGGGGCGACCUGAAGAUGGAGUCGCGGGGCAUCUGGCGGCGCGAGGCGAUCAUGACCAAGGGCGCGGGCGCUCUGUUGAAGUGGGGCCGCUGGGCGCGCGUGAUGACUCCGUACGCGGGCGGGCGGCUCCAGCAGAUUGACGGGGGGAAGCUCUCCGUGACGAAAUUCGGGGACGCCUGGCUGCUCUAUGGGAGGGCGAAUGGCUGCGGCGCGCAGGUCGCGCGCUCGAGGGACGGCCUCGCGUGGGCCCCGUUUGAACCGGUUCUUGUGGAUGCGAGAUUCGAGUUCAUGGUUGUCUCGACCAUUCCCAUUGAAUUCUUUCAACGGAUGGGGUUGGAGGGCGUCGGGCCCUGGGUCCUCGGCUGCUUCCCUUCUUUUGAGGGAGUGGCCUGCGCGCCUUCUGUUGAUGGUGUCACUUUCGCGGCGCCGCGACUCGUGGUGCGAGGUGCCAACAUUCAUAUUGUCGACGUCGACGACGCGCUGGAUGGUCUAUGGGUUUAUCGCGGUCCUACUUUGGGCACGAACGAGACGGAAAGCGCCGCCGCGAUCCGCGCGCGCCUGUCGGGCCGCUGCCGCGCGGACCGCGACGAGGCCUGCGAGAACUGCUACUCUCCUCAUAUGUCGACGCUCUGCCCCUUCUCAUUAACAGCCCGGGCGGCCGCGGUUGAGAGCGGCGUCGAGCUCGUCCUCGCGCCUACAAAUGGGGAGGCGCUGCGCUGGGUCCUGCCGCGGCACGCGCGAGCGCCGUGGCGCCUGCCGCAGCACGCUCCUCUGCGCUAG
Molecule: messenger RNA, 1179 nt
Organism: Pelagomonas calceolata
Lineage: Eukaryota; Pelagophyceae; Pelagomonadales; Pelagomonadaceae
Source: the annotation of a GenBank genome assembly